This is a messenger RNA of Corythoichthys intestinalis (scribbled pipefish), 961 nucleotides long. It is a transcript of the gene mis12, whose product is annotated as MIS12 kinetochore complex component. Bases 63 to 707 code for a protein of 214 amino acids. Gene Ontology annotation, biological process: mitotic cell cycle; kinetochore assembly; mitotic sister chromatid segregation. The transcript has 3 exons. Lineage: Eukaryota; Metazoa; Chordata; Actinopteri; Syngnathiformes; Syngnathidae. The record is from RefSeq and is a predicted model, not a curated record. Gene Ontology annotation, cellular component: chromosome, centromeric region; MIS12/MIND type complex; nucleus.
AUAGUUGUUUUGAGAGAGGAAGAAGUAAAGACCAAAACGAAGCGGGAAAAGUCAAAACAAAAAUGGAUGUCAAAGAUGUGUCUGAGGAAAAUGACUGUUUCCCCGAGUCAACAUUGGAAAUAUACGAGACACAGUUUUUCGGCUACACGCCGCAGACAUUUAUGUUUCGGCUUUCCAGUGCCUUCAUGGAGUCUCUGUGCAACAUCUUGAGCGUAGUGGAGCGAGUAUGCGUACGACAACUGAAUAAAGGCAAAUCGGACGCGGCGAAAGAGGAGCAGCUACGCGUACAAGCCAGAAAGUGUAGCAGCAAACUGCAAGCGUUUGUUAGGGAGCGCUUCAAGCAGUUGUCGGAGCGGAUGGAGACUAUGAUCGUCAGCCGCUGUUUUGCCAUACCGCCUAAUGUCCUGCUGAAGGAGGACGAGCUUCACAAAAAUCAUCCUUCAAACACACAGGAGAUGCUCAGACUAGAGUCAUCUUUGGCGGAGCUCCGCAAGACUUAUAAGGCAGAAGUGUGUGCUCGACAUGCGCUGCAAUCUGAGCUUGAGGAGCAAGAGGCAGUACAGAAGCAGCUGGAUCGCUUCCUGGACUGGAUCGGAGUGCUCCAGGUUGCCCGUCUCAUGAGAGGAGUUGACAGCGUCCAGGAAAGUUCCCAACUGGUGAUGGCAUCAGUACAGAAAUUGCAGAAAAGCAUCUUGGAGCAAGGAUAAUGAGGCGAAAUUAGAUUGGUCGUUACUACACUAAUGAAGAAAAAGCUGAGUUAUUUGGAAACCAAGGUCGACUACGGAUCAGACUCAUGCAUAUAACAUAGCUAGAAGUUUGAGAAUUCAAAAGAAACUGAUUUUCUUUCAUUAGUGGCCAAAUGUUUACGUGUUUGUUUCUUGUAAUAUAUACAUUUCUUCUAUAUUCCGUAGAGUGUGGUUGUAAACCUUUGUGUGACAAAAUUUUGAUCAAUUUUGUUGUA